Molecule: messenger RNA, 1290 nt
Organism: Danio aesculapii
Lineage: Eukaryota; Metazoa; Chordata; Actinopteri; Cypriniformes; Danionidae
Exons: 8
Coding region: 1-1290 (429 amino acids)
Source: RefSeq, a predicted model, not a curated record
AUGUAUGCGACAGUUAACAAAGGCCACUUUAAAUUAAUUGACACAGCCAAGGUGAAUAGAGUUGGUGUAUCCCGUCCUGCUUCACCACAUUUCCAGUAUGGAGAGCAGGGAAAUCUAUCAAAGUUCCAGACGGAGACAGCGCUGUCCUUCCCUUCCCAUCCACCUGUACCUCCUAUUGAGCCAAAGUUAACCCACCUGACGAUGCAGAGCAGCAACUUUAAAAUGCCUUAUGGAGAUGUGUGUGGAAACUUCGAGACCAGUCACGCCGAUUUCAAGCCCAUGCCCAUGUCCGCAGCCCAACUACUUCGACCCACCACAGCAGUCUGGACAAAUGUGCUGGAAAUUAAAUGUCCAGAGACGAUGUACAGUUCCUACUACACUAAACAUGACGUGUCACCAAUCCUCAAAGCGAAGGAAACGACGAAGACGGGUGUCAGCUUGAAUUUGAGACAGGACAAAAAGGACAAGAUUUGCAGCUCCAGUUAUCAAGAGCAGUUCCAGUACAGACAGUGUCCUUCAAAUCCUCCUCUUCAAUCCAUAGAGAAGCAACGAGUUCAGUAUUCAUCUGUUGCAAUGGGAGACCGAGACAAGAUACUGAACAAUCAAACAACAUAUUCCACCUAUUUUAGACCAUCCGUCGACAACAGCUCUCCUAAAUUCAGGAACAACACCAAAUCUCUGCACAUCAAUCUUCGGGAACUUCCUGAUGAUAAAUGGACAACAACAUCAUCUGACCAAUUCUGUGCACAUACAUUUGGCCCUAUUCACCUAGAGCACAGAAGCCCAACUCUCAGCUCUGUGUUCAAGGGAGAGCUGCUUAACGCUAACCAAGAGAGACUGUCGACAACAAACCAGCAGUUCUUUCCAAAGAUGAAAAGCGCGAAGUUCCCAGUGCAUGUGGAUGGAUCCAGUAUCAGGACUCUGAGCAACGUAGAAUUCGGGAAGCCUAAUAUGGCUGGGUGUUUCUACAUCACAACAACACAGGAGCAGUUUCCACAUAAAGAAGUGGUCCAUCCCAAAACACCAGUAUAUCCACCUAGUCAUGUGCUUUUUGAGCAAGAGCCAGAUCAGCUGCUUACAACCAUGCAAAAUGAUUUUAUCCCUCUAAACUCUAGAAGACAGGAGCUGAGCCCUGGCCAGCUUCAGCAGGUUAAAGAAACCCAUAUCAGGCCCAGGAACAGCGAUCAUGACUUCAGGACAACCCACAAUGAAACUUUUGUGCCCAAGCCUUACUGCAAGGAAUUUCUGGAGAAUCCACCCCUACAACACAUCAGCCAUAUGCCAUUUUGA